This is a messenger RNA of Microthlaspi erraticum, 1800 nucleotides long. The record is from the annotation of a GenBank genome assembly. Lineage: Eukaryota; Viridiplantae; Streptophyta; Magnoliopsida; Brassicales; Brassicaceae.
AUGGGAGGCUGCACCUCCAAACCCUCCUCUGUGAAACCUAAUCCCUACGCACCCAAAGACACGAUUCCCCAAAAUGACGAUUCUACCCCUGCCCAUCCCGGGAAAUCGCCGGUCCGCGCCUCGGCCGCCGUAAAGGCUUCACCUUUCUUCCCCUUCUACACUCCCAGCCCCGCCAGGCACCGCCGUAACAAGAGCCGCGACGCCGGAGGCAGUGAGAGAGGAGGGAGCGUCACCAGCACUCCCCUCCGUCAGCUGGCGCGUGCUUUCCAUCCUCCGUCGCCGGCGAAACACAUACGGGAUGUUCUGCGGCGGAGGAAGGAGAGGAAGGAGGCUUCUCAGCCGGCGGCGAGACAGCAGACGGAGGAGGAGGAGAGAGAGGAGGUGGGGCUGGACAAGAGAUUUGGCUUCUCCAAGGAGUUUCAGAGUAGGAUGGAAUUAGGGGAAGAGAUUGGGAGAGGGCAUUUUGGGUACACUUGCUCUGCUAAGUUCAAGAAAGGAGAGCGCAAGGAUCACGAAGUUGCUGUUAAAGUCAUCCCAAAAUCUAAGAUGACAACUGCGAUAUCUAUAGAAGAUGUGAGAAGAGAAGUAAAAAUCCUGCGGGCGUUAUCUGGACAUAGCAAUCUUGUGCAAUUCUAUGAUGCCUUUGAGGACAAUGCCAACGUCUACAUCGUCAUGGAGUUAUGUGGAGGUGGUGAACUCCUUGACAGGAUACUAGCAAGGGGAGGGAAAUAUUCUGAAGAUGAUGCUAAAACAGUGCUUAGACAAAUCCUGAACGUUGUAGCUUUCUGUCAUCUCCAAGGAGUUGUUCACAGAGAUCUAAAACCAGAGAACUUCUUGUACACUUCCAAGGAGGAGAAUUCUCAGUUGAAAGUGAUAGAUUUUGGCUUAUCAGACUUUGUCAGACCAGACGAAAGGCUAAACGAUAUAGUAGGAAGUGCGUAUUAUGUAGCCCCUGAAGUCCUACACAGAUCUUAUACCACGGAAGCGGAUGUGUGGAGCAUAGGAGUAAUAGCGUACAUUCUCCUAUGUGGAAGCCGUCCUUUUUGGGCAAGAACCGAAUCAGGAAUCUUCAGGGCUGUUCUAAAAGCUGAUCCGAGUUUCGAUGAACCUCCUUGGCCUUCACUGUCCUUUGAGGCAAAAGAUUUUGUUAAGAGAUUGUUGUACAAGGACCCUCGUAAAAGAAUGACAGCCUCUCAAGCUUUGAUGCAUCCUUGGAUUGCGGGUCAUAAGAACAUGAGUAUCCCAUUUGAUAUUCUCAUCUUCAGGCAGAUCAAAGCAUACUUGAAAUCUUCGUCUUUGCGCAAAGCUGCUUUGAUGGCUCUGUCUAAGACAUUAGUUACAGAAGAACUUCUUUAUCUGAAAGCACAGUUUGCAAUCUUAGCACCCAACAAAAAUGGCCUCAUCACUUUGGAUAACAUCAGACUGGCACUGGCUGCAAAUGCAACAGAAGCAAUGAAGGAAUCACGUAUCCCGGACUUUCUUGCCUUGUUAAAUGGACUUCAAUACAAAGGGAUGGACUUUGAAGAGUUUUGUGCAGCUUCCAUUAGCGUUCAUCAGCAUGAGUCUCUCGAUUGUUGGGAGCAGAGCGUUCGCCAUGCUUAUGAGCUCUUCGAGAUGAAUGGAAACAGAGUUAUCGUCAUCGAAGAACUCGCCUCCGAACUCGGUGUUGGAUCAUCAAUCCCGGUCCAUACCAUUCUACAUGACUGGAUCAGACACACUGAUGGGAAGCUGAGCUUCUUGGGUUUUGUCAAAUUGUUGCACGGUGUCUCUACUCGACAGCCUUUAGCCAAAACACGGUGA